Molecule: messenger RNA, 679 nt
Organism: Trichosurus vulpecula (common brushtail)
Lineage: Eukaryota; Metazoa; Chordata; Mammalia; Diprotodontia; Phalangeridae
Gene: STMP1
Product: short transmembrane mitochondrial protein 1
Exons: 3
Coding region: 103-246 (47 amino acids)
Source: RefSeq, a predicted model, not a curated record
CUUCUUUUCCCCUCACUUCCGACUCCCCUCUCUCAGAGGGAGGGAUACAACUUAUUGGUCCGGCCUCUUACUUCAGCUGCUGCUCCCGCCGCCGCCAUCACCAUGCUUCAGUUUUUGCUAGGAUUUACACUCGGCAAUGUGGUCGGGAUGUAUCUGGCUCAGAACUAUGACAUUCCGAACUUGGCCAAAAAGCUUGAAGAGAUUAAAAAAGAUGUAGAUGCCAAGAAGAAACCUCCUAGCUCUUAAUGCCAACAUCUAGUAAUGUUGUCUGGAUGCUUUCCUGUUCGAAACAAAAGUUCCUAUUCUCUCCUCCAGGACUGGAUGACUUUCUUCACCCUGAGAUACACUGAGAUGCCUUUGAGCUAAAAUAUACCUGUAACACCAAAACCACCCUUUAUCACUCCUCCUGGACUCCUCUGACCCCUAUACCUGCGUGGGAGAUUCUGUUACUUGAAUCAUGGUGCUUGACUAGGAAAUGCUAGUUUUGAUUAGUGGUCUCUCUCCCCUUACCUUUUAAAUUGUGGAUUUCUAGUAAUUUUUUUAAGUUGCUUUUUAUAUGGUUGAACAGAUGGCAGUAAUACUAAUUCUCUAAUUAUGCCUACCACACUGGGUGCUUUAUAAGCAUUUAGUAUCAAACAAUGUUGUUCCAAAUCAAUUAAAACCAUUAUAUAGCAACUGA